This is a messenger RNA of Sander lucioperca (pikeperch), 4517 nucleotides long. RefSeq names its product lin-54 DREAM MuvB core complex component (gene lin54). Gene Ontology annotation, biological process: regulation of DNA-templated transcription. Gene Ontology annotation, cellular component: nucleus. Lineage: Eukaryota; Metazoa; Chordata; Actinopteri; Perciformes; Percidae. The record is from RefSeq and is a predicted model, not a curated record. Bases 151 to 2577 code for a protein of 808 amino acids. The transcript has 14 exons.
CGUAGCACGCGGAGGGCGUGGUCGACUUGUGAAAUGUCAGGGAGGAAUGGCGCUCGGCGCGGUAUUUUGAACAAUCGCCUUUUCCUUUCCUCGUUUUAUCUGGAAACGUUGCCCGGCGUCAAAAUCUUGGAGAGCUGAGACUUUGCAAGCAUGGACGUGGUGUCGCCAGAUCUCAACAGCCUCCUUCCUGAUGAGAUCAUGGAUACUGAGGCCAUAGAGGACAUCCCUCACUCCCAUCCCGACAGCACCUCGGUCCAGUCAGAGCCCAACGAUGACACACCGGUGCCAAUGGAAACGGAUACGCCCAUGGCUUCGGAAAAUUUGAGCCUCUGUUCAAAUGUCACUUCAACAGAGCCCACUCAGGCUCUCACCACCUCCGCCGCCACAGACACCAUACUCAGCAUCAGCUCCGGAAGUCAGCUUCCGAUGUCAAUUUCCACUACAUCGUCAUCCCUUCUUACCCUCAAACCAGGCAUGGCUACUUCCAUAGCCACUACCAAAACUACAGAUAGUUUGACUGGGACUAGUAUCUCUACAAGUGGAUUACAGAAGUUAACGGCUCCGUUUGCCAUCUCUGCUGCAAACCACCAGAUCAUUCUCAACAAGGUGGCCUCGUCUCAAGCCACAGAAGCAGCAAAGUCGGCGGGUACUCAGCCGCAGGUCAUCAAGCAGGAAGGACAAAAACUUUUGGUUACAGCAAUAGGAAAGUCGGGGCAACCUAUAGUGCUGCAGUUACCCCACACAGGCAGCAAGCCUGGCAUUUCACAGAUGUCAGGAGACCCCAAAUCUCAAGCUCCACAGUUUAAAGUGGUGACUAUUGGUGGGAGGUCCGAGCUGAAGCCAGCGAUGGGGAGUGCUGGCAACCAGAUGACCACAUUACAGGCCCAGCAGCUGAAGACCUUACAGAUUGCUAAGAAAACACCGACAUCGUCAGCUGCGCCGAUAAAGUUUAUCAUCACAAAAACUGUUAACAGCAAAGGUCUAAGUCCUCAGACAACAGUAUCUCCUGUUAUUGCGGGACGGGCCCUCACACAGAAUUCCCCAGUGAUGCCCCCGAGGACGAUCACUCUGUCUGAGUCCCUCAACACUAGUAUACAAAGUAUCUCCGGCAAAAAGAUUGCUAUUUCACCCCUUAAGACUCCCAGCAAGGUGACGGUGGUAUCUGUGGCUUCCCCGACCUCCAACGCCACUCAGAAGUCAGUGGCGCUGCCUGUGAAUGUAGCACUCGGCCAGCAGAUCCUCACAGUCCAACAGGCCACAUCUGCAUCUCCAGUCAAGGUGGCCACCAGCCAAAACACAACACAGAAUAUUAAACAAGUGCAGUCUGUGGCUGUGAGCGGAGUCGCCGGCUCUCAGUUCAAGACCAUCAUCCCACUAACCAGCCAGCCGAAUGUGCAGCAGAUUCAGGUUCCAGGGAGCCGGUUUCACUACGUCCGCCUCGUCACGGCAACCACAGCGAGCAGCGCGGGACAGCCCAGUGGUCCCAGCACCAGCUCUUUACAGACAGCUAAACCUAUGGUGGUCAGUACAGGAGCAGUCAGGAUGUCGGUCCCGAUCGUUCCAGCACAGACCAUCAAACAGAUGGCACCUAAACCCUUAACAUCAGCAGCCGUAGUAACCACCACUCAGACCCAGCAACGCCUCAUCAUGCCUGCAACUCCACUGCCCCAGAUCCAGCCCAACUUCACCAACCUCCCCCCCGGCACCGUUCUGGCCCCAGCUCCAGGAGGCGGGAACGUCGGCUAUGCAGUCGUGCCAGCACAAUAUGUCACACAGCUCCAGCAGACUCCAUUUGUGACCCUCGCCAGCAGCUCUGGUUUCCCCGCGUCCACUGCUAUCCAGACUCAGGCCAGAUUGCCACUCAAUGGCUUGUCAACAGCAGAAGCGACCUCAAGACCAAGGAAACCAUGCAACUGCACCAAGUCGCAGUGUCUCAAACUAUACUGUGACUGCUUUGCAAAUGGAGAGUUCUGCAAUAAUUGUAACUGCAAUAACUGCUUCAAUAACUUGGAACAUGAAACAGAACGUCUCAAAGCUAUUAAGACGUGUCUGGAGCGCAACCCAGAGGCCUUCAAACCUAAAAUUGGCAAAGGCAAAGAAGGAGAGUCAGACCGUCGGCACAGCAAAGGGUGCAACUGCAAACGAUCCGGCUGCCUGAAGAACUACUGCGAGUGUUACGAGGCGAAGAUCAUGUGCUCGUCCAUUUGUAAGUGCGUUGGCUGCAAGAACUUUGAGGAGAGCCCAGAGAGGAAGACACUGAUGCACUUGGCUGAUGCCGCGGAAGUCAGGGUACAGCAGCAGACCGCCGCUAAGACCAAGCUGUCGUCGCAGAUCUCAGACCUGCUCAUGCGGACGACGCCUGUUAUUUCAAGUGGAGGGGGGAGGAUGCCAUAUACGUUUGUAACAAAGGAGGUGCUCGAAGCGACGUGCGAGUGUCUACUGGAACAGGCCAAAAAGGCGGAACAGCCUCAGGUGGAAGCAGAGAGGAUGAUCCUGGAGGAGUUUGGACAUUGCCUCAUGAGGAUAAUCAGCUCCGCGGGGAAAGCCAAAGCAGACUGUGCCUCCAUCAACUGCUAGGCCGAGCACUCUGGCUCUCUCCGCCCUCUAACCCGAGCCCAGCUGUGGGGGGCCGAGAGGCAGGGAUUACUAUGCACUCCCUGUCUCGGACCCCCCUGGGGGUUGUCUCCCUCAUCAAAAAAAGGCAGAACAAUGGCCUGAAAGUAGAUUCCCCUGCCUUGGGCGAGCUAAGGUCAGCUGGAAUAAUAAACAUGGAACAGAUGUUUGCAAACUGAAGGACAAAUGGGCAGAGCACCCCGCCUCUGAUGGACUUUCAAAGCUGUUCUCACACUUUGUUCACCUGGCUGUCACGGACAGAAAUGACUCUGAACAAGGCAGUGCUGAACAGGGAUUUAAACGUUUCUUCACUUUAUUUUCCCUACAGGGCCCUUUUCAGAUCUGUUUGUGUUCUCCAAACUUUUGUUCUAUUUUAUUCUAUUCUAUUUUCUUUUAUUCUUUCCCUCUUUUUUUUUGAGGAUUUUGGAAAAGAAAUGCCUGUAACUCUGAUGUAAUCAUUUGUGCUUACAGUAGACAAACAGAACAUGUAUCUUUUUGAUAUUUAUUUUGACAAGUAUUUGUAAUCAUUGUGAGCGCUAAUAUUGUGUGGCUUAUAGUGCCGCAAACUAUUAAUUAUUAACUAAAGCUAGGCUAAAUUGUUUCAAUAAAAAAUGAGUAGGGGCGCUCUUAGGUUUAUCCCUAAAGGUAAUUGUAAGAUAAAUGCACACACAUAAUUAAUUAUGCACACACACACCCACACACACAGAGCUUUGCUCAGAAUAGUUGGAACAUGGCUAGAUUGGCGGUUUGUUUUCUGUGUUAUCAGUUACAGUACUUACUGUACAUUAAAAACACCAUGAAUGGAAAACCAAUUGAGACCUAUUACGACUUGUUAAAUGAUGUUCCAAACUAGAGGCAAGCAGGUUAACGUAACACACACAGGGCUGCAACUAACGAUUAGUUUCAGUCGAUUAUUUUCUUGAUAAAUUGAUUAGUUGUUUUGGUCUAUAAAACGUCAGAAGAUGGUGAAAAAUCAGUGUUUCCCGAAGCCCAAGAUGACGUCCUCAAAUGUCUUGUUUUUGCCCACAACUCAAAGAUAUUCAGUUUACUGUCACAGAGGAGAGAAGAAACUAGAAGAUAUUCACAUUUAAAGCUGGAAUGAGAAUAUUUACUUUUUUUUUUUUUUUUUUACAAAAAGUAUUCAAACCAAUUAGUCCAUUAUCAACAUAACAGUUGACAACUAAUCGAUGAAUCUAAUCACACGGACAAAGAGCAAAUGACGGUAACCUGAUCCGUCCGAGGCUGGUCUGAUGUCAUAGGGGCACAAAUGAAGAGCAAACAAGGGAGAUAAACAUUCAUUUAGACAUUUUAUUUUUUUGUUUUAUUGAGCAUUAACAUUAGAAGUUACUUGUUUACAAAGCAAUGCACAAACGCACAAGUACAAUGCUCACAUUUCACCUUUUUUUUUUUUUUCUCUCUCCCCACCCCCAUUUUGACAUUUUAUAACAGGAAAAAUACAGUGGUAAUUAAUAUUUACUUUGCAUGUUCCAAGGUCUUGGUAUUGUGUUUGCUGGCAUCACUUUAGGCACCAGUAUACACCAACAGAUCUGCCUGUCAGAUGCCCGAACAGCUUUGGAAACCCCCUUCUCCCCACGCUUUUUCGGUUGUGUGUUGUGAGGCUGUGUCCAAAUUAUUUUAACUUUUCAAAAACCGGCCACCUCACACUCGCACCCACCUCACACCGCGUUUGGCCGGCUAUGUGGAGGUGAGAAAUGAGCCAGGGUUUGAACUCUACACAACUAUUGCUGUCAUUUUUUAUGAGAACAACCGAGUGCAUUGCUAUGAAUGUCUUCCAGGUGAGACUGUCUGAAAAUGAGCACAGUUAUCUCUGUAUUUAAACCAUCACGUCUCCCUGCUCUCUAGGACGGACGGCGUUUCAAUCGGCCUUCCAGUCUGGCUGCUCA